This is a messenger RNA of Balearica regulorum gibbericeps (East African grey crowned-crane), 3343 nucleotides long. The record is from RefSeq and is a predicted model, not a curated record. Lineage: Eukaryota; Metazoa; Chordata; Aves; Gruiformes; Gruidae.
AUGGUGUGGGAGGUGCAUGACGGUGAAUACAAGAAGGACGAACUCCUGGAAGCUGCUAGGAGCGGUAAUGAAGAAAAACUGAUGGCUUUAUUGACUCCUUUAAAUGUGAACUGCCAUGCAAGUGAUGGGCGUAAGUCCACUCCUUUACAUCUAGCAGCAGGCUACAACAGAGUUCGAAUAGUCCAGCUUUUGCUUCAGCAUGGUGCAGAUGUUCACGCAAAGGACAAAGGUGGUCUUGUGCCUCUUCAUAAUGCAUGUUCAUAUGGACACUAUGAGGUUACAGAGCUGCUGCUUAAGCAUGGUGCCUGUGUGAAUGCUAUGGACCUCUGGCAAUUUACCCCCUUGCACGAGGCUGCUUCCAAGAACCGCGUAGAGGUCUGCUCCCUCCUGCUGAGUCACGGUGCAGAUCCCACAUUAGUCAACUGCCACGGCAAGAGCGCGGUCGAUAUGGCUCCAACGCCUGAGCUAAGGGAGAGGCUGACCUAUGAAUUCAAAGGACACUCUUUACUGCAAGCAGCCAGAGAGGCAGACCUAGCCAAAGUGAAAAAGACACUUGCUUUGGAGAUCAUUAAUUUUAAGCAACCACAGUCGCAUGAGACUGCACUGCACUGUGCUGUGGCCGCUGUGCAUCCCAAGCGGAAGCAAGUUACAGAACUAUUGCUCAGGAAAGGAGCAAAUGUUAAUGAGAAAAACAAAGAUUUCAUGACGCCUUUACAUGUUGCAGCUGAAAAAGCUCAUAAUGAUGUCAUGGAAGUUCUGCAUAAGCAUGGAGCAAAGAUGAAUGCACUGGACACACUUGGUCAAACAGCGUUGCACAGGGCUGCGUUAGCAGGUCACUUGCAAACUUGCCGGCUCUUGCUGAACUACGGCUCUGAUCCCUCCAUCAUCUCUUUACAAGGCUUCACAGCAGCACAGAUGGGAAAUGAAGCAGUGCAACAGAUUCUAAGUGAAAGUACACCUGUGCGUACAUCUGAUGUGGAUUAUCGGUUGUUAGAAGCAUCCAAAGCUGGAGACUUGGAAACUGUGAAGCAACUUUGCAGCCCUCAGAAUGUGAAUUGUAGAGAUUUGGAAGGCCGUCAUUCAACGCCAUUGCACUUUGCUGCAGGAUAUAACCGCGUAUCAGUGGUGGAGUAUCUGUUGCACCAUGGGGCAGAUGUGCAUGCCAAAGACAAAGGUGGCUUAGUACCCCUGCACAAUGCCUGUUCUUAUGGACACUACGAAGUGGCUGAACUCUUAGUGAGGCACGGUGCUUCUGUCAACGUGGCAGACCUGUGGAAAUUCACUCCUCUACAUGAAGCAGCAGCAAAAGGAAAAUAUGAAAUCUGCAAGCUGCUUUUAAAACAUGGAGCUGAUCCAACAAAAAAGAAUCGAGAUGGGAACACUCCUCUAGAUUUGGUGAAAGAAGGAGACACAGAUAUUCAGGACUUACUGCGUGGAGAUGCUGCCUUGCUAGAUGCUGCCAAGAAGGGGUGCCUGGCACGAGUGCAGAAGCUAUGUACUCAAGAAAAUAUCAAUUGCAGAGACACCCAGGGAAGAAAUUCAACACCACUACAUCUUGCAGCUGGUUACAACAAUUUGGAAGUAGCUGAAUACCUUCUUGAGCAUGGUGCUGAUGUUAAUGCCCAGGACAAAGGAGGAUUAAUCCCCCUACACAAUGCAGCAUCCUAUGGGCACGUGGAUAUAGCAGCCCUGUUGAUCAAAUACAAUACAUGCGUAAAUGCAACAGAUAAAUGGGCAUUCACACCAUUGCAUGAAGCUGCACAAAAAGGAAGGACGCAGCUCUGUGCUCUGCUGUUAGCUCAUGGAGCAGAUCCAACCAUGAAGAAUCAAGAGGGUCAGACGCCACUAGACCUGGCAACAGCUGAUGAUAUCCGAGCUUUGCUGAUAGACGCGAUGCCUCCAGAAGCUUUGCCUACAUGCUUUAAGCCUCAAGCCACUGUUGUUAGUGCCUCCCUGAUCUCACCAGCGUCUACACCGUCCUGCCUCUCUGCCGCCAGCAGUAUAGAUAACCUCACUGGGCCACUGGCAGAACUAGCCGUAGGAGGGGCAUCGAAUGCUGGUGAUGGAGCAGCAGGGACUGAAAGGAAGGAAGGAGAAGUUUCUGGUCUUGACAUGAACAUUACACAGUUCCUAAAAAGCCUGGGUCUUGAACACCUUCGGGACAUCUUUGAGACAGAACAGAUAACCUUGGAUGUGUUGGCAGACAUGGGGCAUGAGGAGCUUAAAGAAAUUGGGAUCAAUGCAUAUGGACACCGCCACAAAUUAAUAAAAGGUGUGGAGAGACUUCUAGGAGGGCAGCAAGGCACCAAUCCUUAUUUGACUUUCCACUGUGUGAGUCAGGGGACCAUUCUCCUUGACCUUGCUCCUGAUGAUAAGGAGUAUCAGUCCGUGGAAGAGGAGAUGCAAAGUACAAUCCGGGAACAUCGGGAUGGUGGAAACGCUGGUGGGAUCUUCAACAGGUACAAUGUCAUCAGGAUUCAAAAGGUCGUGAACAAGAAGUUGCGGGAGAGAUUCUGUCACAGGCAGAAGGAGGUCUCAGAGGAGAAUCAUAAUCAUCACAAUGAACGCAUGUUGUUUCAUGGGUCACCUUUUAUUAAUGCUAUAAUUCACAAAGGAUUUGAUGAAAGGCACGCAUACAUUGGAGGAAUGUUUGGAGCUGGAAUUUACUUUGCCGAGAACUCCUCAAAAAGCAACCAGUAUGUGUAUGGGAUAGGGGGAGGAACAGGCUGUCCCACACACAAAGACAGGUCCUGUUACAUCUGCCACAGACAAAUGCUCUUCUGUAGAGUGACCCUUGGAAAAUCCUUUCUUCAGUUCAGCACAAUGAAAAUGGCUCAUGCCCCUCCAGGGCACCAUUCUGUUAUUGGCAGGCCAAGCGUGAAUGGGCUUGCAUACGCUGAAUAUGUUAUCUAUAGAGGAGAACAGGCGUACCCGGAAUAUCUCAUUACAUACCAGAUUGUGAAACCAGAAGCUCCCUCACAGACAGCAACAGCAGCAGAGCAAAAGACCUAGUAGCUACAGAGCAGUGAAGAAGGAUGUGACUUCAAUCUUGGACUGGAUGGAUACGUGUUUCAGAAAAUCAGUAUCAUAUAAAAUCCUUAACAACCUGGAAAUAAGCUGUAUGUCUUUUAUAAAGCAUUGCUGUCCUGAUGAAUAUGAUAUGAGUAACUCUUGCAUACUCAACUGCUACUGUUCCUUUUGAGGAAAGUUUACAAGGGACUGCCUUUUAAUAACAUAUCUCAGGCUCCUAGUCUCUGCAGUUACCACGUGUAAAAUAAUGUUGUUUUGAUCUAGACUUUGGGAACAUUGUUCAAAUGGAAAUCUUUAUCAAUGGCAUCUCACA